GCGGCGCGUCGGCUUGAAGCAUAUGAUUGAGGGCCCGCAGAAAUGCCUUUCCAAGGGAGACUUUGUCAUUUCGUCCUCCACUUGCAAAAAUAAAGUAGACAAUCCAUUGGCUUUAUUGUAAAAGGAAAACAUAUGGUUGGUCAAUAAUGAAUAAUUUAUCUCUCAGUCUUCUAAACUAGCCUGCUCUCUUCCAGCCAUUCUUCCAGCUUAGUUUAUCUUUAUCUGCAAAAAUCUAGUAGCAAAAACUUAACUGUGAUCACCAAAGAUGGCUUAUGCUGCUCUUCUUUCCCUCGCCCGAACCACUGGAGAAAUAAUCUUGGAUCAAGAUAGAUAUUCCAUUCCUUGUAAUAAAAAACAACAAAUUCGAUCUAUCUAUGAACCAUUUAUUUUCUUGCAAGAGUUUCUUGAAGAUUUUCCCGAGAAAGCCAACAUCUUGGAUGGGCAAAUCAGAGAUUUAGCAUAUGAAGCAGAGCAUAUUAUUGAGUCUUUCAUAUUGAUGGAAGCUCGAUCACAUUGGUGGAAUGUUUUAGCUGUCAAAUCAAAGCUAAAAUGGCAAAUAAGAAGGAUAAGAAAAGAAACAAAUUCAAUCACAAGGGAGGUGAUGAUCAUCAAGAAUAACAGUGCAGAUACAGUACAACUUGGUGCUUCUUCUUCCGCAGCAGCAGGUUCACCAUCCAGAUCUGCUCCGAUCAUCAAGAUUGGCUAUAUGGUUGGUUUACAUGAAGAUUUGCUAACAAUAAAAUCUCGACUCUGUGGAGAAUCGCCAAAUUUAGAAGUUAUCCCAAUCGUUGGGAUGGGAGGUAUAGGAAAAACUACUCUUGCAAAGUGUGUUUACGACGACCCACUAACAGUGCAGCGGUUCGAUAUUCGUGUUUGGGUCACAGUAUCACAGGACUACAAUGCAGAUGUAGUUUUAUCAGCCCUCCUAGCUUCCAUGGAAGAGUUUGAUAAAGAUAGAUCCGAGGAGAGCAAAGAUAGAUCCAAGGAGGAAAAAGAAUUGCCAGGGGCGAAAGUGCACAAGAUCUUGAAAGGCAGGAGAUAUCUCCUUGUAAUGGAUGAUAUUUGGAGCACAGAUGCUUGGGAUGAUGUAAGACUUAUACUUCCCGACGAUGGUAAUGGAAGCCGAAUCAUAUUAACGACAAGAGAAACUGAUAUGGCUGCUUAUGCCUGUCGUUUGAGCUGUCCCCACAAGAUGCGUUUCAUGGAUGAGACUCAGAGUUGGAAUCUACUUCAGCAGAAGGUGUUUGCACAUCUAGAUUGCCCUCCAGAGUUGGAGAACAUUGGAAAGGAGAUCGCGAGAAGAUGCAAAGGGCUGCCCCUCGCAAUCGCGGUGGUUGCAGGGCUCCUAUCCACGAUCAGCAACAAUCCAGCUUCAUGGAGGGAAAUUGCACAAAAUGUAAAUUCAGUUACUAAAGGAGGACAAUUUGAAAAUAUAUUGUCUUUGAGUUACACUCACUUGCCUCAUUAUCUGAGGCCGUGUUUCUUGUACAUGGGAAUGUUUCCUGAGGAUUGUGAGGUCCGUGUCUCAAAACUCAUCAAAUUAUGGGUAGCUGAGGGAUUCUUGAGACGUUUGAACAGAUCUAAAACCUUAGAAGAAGAGGCGGAAGUGUUUUUGGAGGGUCUUGUCAAGAGAAACCUUGUUUUGGUUACCAAGAGAAAGUGUGAUGGCAGGAUCAAAAGUUGCAGCCUCCAUGAUCUUAUGCGAGAUUUGUGCAUAAGAAAAGCGAAUGAAGAGAAGUUUCUUGUGAACUUCAGCAGCGGGCUUCCAGUAAAGGGCAGGAAAAAUCAGCGCCGUGUAAGUGUUACUCGUUCGGGUUUACCAUACUUUCAGAAAAUAUAUGGCUUAACCAUGCAUACGAUUUUGUGCUUCCUUGGCAUUUCUGUAGCAAACAAGUUGGAAGGUUUUAGAUUGCUAAGGGUAUUGGAUGCAGGAAAUGUUUAUGUGCAUUCACUACCAGAUCAACUAUUUGACCUAUUUUAUCUAGCAUACCUUGGUAUCUGCUAUCUUGGAAGGAUACCUACAGCCAUUUCAAAGCUUCAUAAUCUUGAAACUUUAAGCCUUCGCGCAAAGAAUGAUUGGAUGAACUUUAUUACAUUGAAUUCAUUCUGUUUGCCUCUGGAGAUUUGGAGGAUGCCAAGAUUGAGACAUCUUGUCUUCUAUGGCAGGUUACCAAAUCCAGAAGGAAUUACAUCUUCUAGUCUAGAAAACCUCCAAACACUCUCUAUAGCGUCACAUGCCAUGUGUAGUGAAAGGAUCUUGAGAAUGAUCCCAAACCUAAAGAAAUUGGAAAUGUAUUGCUCCAAUUAUCGUCCAGGCGAAAAUUUACUCAACAAUUUGGUUAAUCUGCGUCAACUUGAAGAUUUGAAGUUACGUUCAUCUUUUAGAAUUGUGUUUUACCAGAAGGAUGACUUCACUUUUCCUAAGACUCUGAGAAAGUUGACAUUAAGCCGUGUGACUCUUCCUUGGGAGGAGAUGACUAUUGUAGGCUCGUUGCCAAAUCUUCGAGUGCUUAAACUGACUCAUUGGGCUUGCAAAGGCAGCACAUGGGAAACAAGCGAUGGAGAGUUUCCUAAACUAGAAAUUUUGGUUAUAGAAAAGUCGUAUCUCCAGGAUUGGAUAACUGAAAGUAGCCACUUCCCAAUGCUCAAAAGCCUCGUGCUCGACGAGUGUUCGAAGCUCGCUGAAAUACCAGAAGAUAUCGGGGAAAUUCCAACACUCGAGCUGAUUGAGGUGAAGGGGGAAGCGCGAACGUCACUUGUGGAGUCGGCCCAGAGGAUUCUAGAGAAACAACAAGAGUGGGGAAAUGAUGCCCUUCAAGUUCGUUGCAUGGCUCAUCGAUGAUGUGCUCUUUCCAUCCUUCUGUCGACACAAAAGAUUAAUUUUGUUGCAGAUCAGGAAAUAUGCAUUCAGAUGUGAUGAACUAGGCCUCAGAUUCUCACAAUGAAAGUUUUGGAUUCAAGUUCGUUUUAUGACUCGCUAAUCAUGAUACUCUUCUAAAGAGGUAACUCCAAAUUCCUUCUAACUAAAUUCUUUUAUAUAUACUAAUAAUAACAGGCAUAGGUAUUAUGUACCAAAUUAAGAGGGUAUUAAAAGAGAGAGAGAGAAUCAAUAAUGAUUCCUUAUUUUCCUCAUUAGUGACUCAAACCCUUGACUAUUAUGUACCAAAUUAAGAGGGUAUUAAAAGAGAGAGAGAGAAUCAAUAAUGAUUCCUUAUUUUCCUCAUUAGUGACUCAAACCCCUGACCUAUUGGUUGGAGGGGAAGCGUCAAACUAAGGGGGUAUGUUUCUAAGCUUAUUUUAGAGAGAUGCUUUAAGAGUUUAUAAGAUGUUGUAACACCCUGUACUUUUAUGAGUAGUAGUAGUGUCGAGACACUACAGAGAGUACUACGGUACUGAGAUAUGAGAUUAUAAUUAAGAUGAGAUGGAUUUAUGAUGAUAAAUAGAGAUAUUGAGUAAUUAGAGUUACAUUAUUUUGAUGAGACGAGUUAUUAUUCUAGAUGGAGAUAUGAGUCUGAUAGAAUCAAUGAUGAAGAUAGAGAGUGAGCAGUUUGAGAAAACGAGUUGAGAUAGAGAUGCUGAUUGAAUUGAGAAAAGAGCAUAAUUUAUUUUUCCCGAUGACGGAUACAGAGGUAUCUGUGAGAUUAAUUGUCCUAUUGUUAAUAGGAACAUCUGAUUAAGAAUAGAGUUGAGAUAAGUGAGUGAGAAACCCUAUAGAAGGGAGAGUCGAUCUGAGAGAUGAUCUAAUUGAGAGAUGAUUGCUGAUUGCUUUGAUGUGAAUUGUACCCGUGUUUUAUCUGAGAUUGUUUGAGUGAUUGUCUACGUGAAUACUUGUUACGUGUGUUUGUAUGAUGAUGUGAGUAUGAUUUUUUUUCGUGUUAUGUUAACACGGAUUAUUUUUGAGAUUUUAGAGAACGAGAUUAUUUUUAAAAUCGGGAAAUAGCAUACAACUAUUAUUAUUUUGCAUAUCAGUAUUUUAUGAGAAAUAUUUUACUGAGACAUGAGAUGUGAUAUUUUCGAGUACACUAUUUUUGGUGUUACUAUUAUUUUAUUUUAUUUUAUCACAUGAGUAAAUAAAGUGUAGUUUUAUUUUAUCAAGAGAGAUACAUAAUUACAUUAAUUCCACUAAUACUACACUUGAGAUAUUUUUUUUACCACAUGCUUAUAUCUUAAAUGGCAAGUGGAUUAGGAGGUUGGAGUUAAGGGGACAUGCAUUAAUUGUAAAGUGAAAAUGUUGGGAUAUUAAUUUGAUACAAGUGGGAUUAGAUAUUUGAUCAAGUUAUUCAUCCUAAUUCUACCAAGAACUCACACACACCCCCUCCCUUCUCUUCCCCAUUCUCGACCCCCCCUCUCUCUCUCAAUACUCUCUUUUCCUCCAUUGUUGUCCAUUGAAGAAAGCUUAGAGAAGCUUCAUCAAACACUACUAUGAAAUAAUCCACCAUCCAAUCCAAUCAAAUACUAGCAUAUCUCAUCAAAUUCAAGAAGCUAGAGCUAAGAUCAAAGUUGGAGCAAAGUCUUGAUCACCUUUUAAAUCCUUGAACACGAGCAGAGCAAGGAAGUAAGUAACUCCGCUUUGAUGGGAGAUUUUGAGUAAGGUCUUCAGGAUAAGCGGAGGGGGAGUAUGGUGCGGUGCUGGUGGGGAAUGUUUCGGGUUGACGUUUUCUUUCUCUAUCGUAUGUCUGUUUUGUCGAUAGAGUUUUGAUAUGAAGUUAUGUUAUAUUAAAUCAAGCAGUUUACUCACGAUUAUGUGUCUUCAUACAUAUAGUCGGUUCACCUUUUGUUAUCACACUCUGAAUAUUAUGACUCUACAUAAAAAUUGAGCUAUACUUGUUUUGCUUUUCAUGUUGAGAUUCCUGAUAUUUAUCGAGUUAUGACGAUGUUGACGAAUAUACCCUUUUGAUGAAUUAUGAUGAUCUUUCC
Molecule: messenger RNA, 4917 nt
Organism: Salvia miltiorrhiza (redroot sage)
Lineage: Eukaryota; Viridiplantae; Streptophyta; Magnoliopsida; Lamiales; Lamiaceae
Product: putative late blight resistance protein homolog R1B-16
Exons: 5
Coding region: 266-2842 (858 amino acids)
Biological process (GO): defense response to other organism
Molecular function (GO): ADP binding
Source: RefSeq, a predicted model, not a curated record